Molecule: messenger RNA, 2754 nt
Organism: Manacus vitellinus (golden-collared manakin)
Lineage: Eukaryota; Metazoa; Chordata; Aves; Passeriformes; Pipridae
Gene: PIWIL1
Product: piwi like RNA-mediated gene silencing 1
Exons: 21
Coding region: 1-2613 (870 amino acids)
Biological process (GO): regulatory ncRNA-mediated gene silencing
Cellular component (GO): P granule
Molecular function (GO): protein binding; piRNA binding
Source: RefSeq, a predicted model, not a curated record
AUGGAGUAUAGUUGCAGUAGAAAAAGUUGUUCCCACCCAUGGCAGGUCGCACUGGAUCUGCCAGGUCAGCUGGGUGAGGGUCGGCAGCCCCAGCGGGUCGAUGUUCCUUCAAACCCAUCGGGAGAACCCGGAGGCCACGGACGACUGAGGGGCUUUGAGAGCGUUCGGCAGGAGAGAAGGCCAGAAGGAUUACGGGUUUCCUCGGGACUCCAGGAUUUGUGUUUACGAGAGAGGGGUGGACGUCGGAGGGAUUACCAUGACCUGGGGGUCAAUACUCGACAAACCAUGGUGCAUGUGCAAGAAUCAAAAACUGGUAUGUCAGGUAGAAUGAUAAAAUUAACUUCCAAUCACUAUCGUAUGACGUCUCGACCCCAGUGGGCUCUGUACCAGUACCACGUUGGCUACAGCCCGGAGAUGGAAUCGCGCCGCCUUCGCUCCGCUCUGCUCUUCCAGCACGAAGAGCACAUUGGCAGGACCCACGCCUUCGAUGGCUCAAUAUUGUUCUUGCCACAAAAACUACGCAAUAAGGUUACUGAACUGUUUAGUAGGACUCGAAAUGGGGAGGAUGUGAAGAUAACAAUCACUUUGACUAAUGAGUUGCCACCUACUUCACCUACAUGUCUGCAUUUUUACAACAUCAUUUUUAGAAGGCUUUUGAAGAUGCUCAAUUUGCAGCAGAUUGGCCGUAAUUAUUACAACCCUGGGGAUCCAGUCAGCAUCCCUAAUCACAGGUUGAUGGUGUGGCCAGGCUUCUCAAGUUCCAUCCUCCAGUAUGAGGAGAGCAUUAUGUUGUGUGCAGAUGUGAGCCAUAAGGUUCUUCGUGGUGAGACAGUGUUGGAUGUUAUGCACAGCCUUCAUUCCCAGGUUGGAGAGGAAAGGUUUAGAGAUGCCUGUGCUAAAGAGCUGAUUGGUUUAAUUGUUCUCACAAGGUACAAUAACAGAACAUACAGAAUUGAUGACAUCAACUGGGAUAGCAAUCCAAUGGCUACCUUUAGAAAAUCAGAUGGUGCUGAGAUCACUUUCCUGGAGUACUACAAAAAGCAAUAUAAUAUAGACAUUGGUGAUCCAAAGCAGCCUGUCUUGAUCAGUCAGCUGAAGAAGAGUAGAAAUGUGGAAGGAACUGUGGUUCUAAUUCCAGAGCUGUGCUCUCUAACAGGAUUAACGGAGAAGAUGCGAACUGACUUCAACAUGAUGAAGGACUUGGCGACUCACACCCGGCUGCCACCUGAGCAAAGGCAGUGGGAAGUUGGGAGACUUCUGAACUACAUCCAAAAAGAUGACAAUGUUCAGAAGGAACUUGGAAACUGGGGUUUAAGCUUUGAUUAUAAAUCAGUGACCUUUACGGGAAGAGUUGUUCAAGGAGAAAAGAUCUUUCAAUCAGGAAACAUGGUUGAUUACAACCCUCAGUUUGCUGACUGGACAAAGGAGACCAGGGGAGUUCCCUUAAUCCGUGCUGUGCCCAUGGACAACUGGCUGUUAAUCCACACACGGCGCAACCACGACGUUGCCAACACCUUAAUUCAGAGCCUCUACAAGGUCACACCCUCUAUGGGGAUCAAGAUGAGCAGGCCCACCACGAUUGAAGUAGAUGACAGAACAGAAGCUUACUUAAGGGUUUUACAGCAAAGGGUUACCCCUGACACAAACAUAGUGGUUUGUAUCUUGUCCAGUGCCCGAAAAGAUAAAUAUGAUGCCAUCAAGAAAUAUUUAUGCACAGAUUGCCCCAUCCCAAGUCAGUGUGUGCUUGCUCGCACUUUAAGCAAACAUCAGACAAUUAUGACUGUUGCAACAAAAAUCGCCCUGCAAAUGAACUGCAAAAUGGGUGGAGAACUCUGGAGUGUUGAGAUCCCACUGAAGCAGGUGAUGAUUGUGGGAAUUGAUUGUUACCAUGACACUGUAACUGGAAGGCAGUCAGUGGCAGGAUUUGUCUCUAGCCUGAAUCAAACAAUGACAAGGUGGUUCUCCCGCUGCGUUGUUCAAAGUCGUGGGCAAGAACUUGUGGAUGGAAUCAAAGCCUGCUUGCAAACUGCUCUAAGAAACUGGUUCAAGUGGAAUAAGUGUUUGCCCUCUCGUAUCUUUGUGUACCGUGAUGGUGUUGGAGAUGGCCAGCUAAAUACUCUGGUUAAUUAUGAAGUGCCUCAAUUCCUGGAUUGCUUGAAGAGCAUCGGUUCUUUCUACAGGAAAGUAGAGUCUGAAAGAAGUCGCAGCUCGGAGGAAUUGAGUCCAAGACUUACUGUGAUCGUUGUGAAGAAACGAGUGGGUGCCAGGUUCUUUGCAGAGGUUGGUGGAGGACUUAAAAACCCACCCCCUGGCACUGUUGUUGAUACAGUGAUUACCAGACCAGAGUGGUAUGAUUUCUUUGUUGUGAGCCAUACAGUGAAAAAUGGUUGUGUCACACCCACUCAUUACAAUGUCAUUUAUGAUGGCAGCCAGCUGAAACCAGAUCACUUGCAGAGGUUGACCUACAAACUCUGCCACAUGUACUAUAACUGGUCGGGUGUUAUCAGAGUACCUGCUCCUUGCCAGUAUGCUCAUAAACUGGCUUUCCUUGUCGGUCAGAGCAUUCACAGAGAACCAAAUCUGAUGCUUUCAGACAGACUUUACUAUCUUUGAAGUUGAGUUAUCAGCCUUCUUCUCCAAGGAACACAGAAUUGUCUAAGGUUUUGGUUUUCAGUUUUGUUUUUUCUUAAAAGACAUAAACAUGGGAUAAUACGUGCAGUUAUGGAACUUAGUUUUGUUUUGUUUUGUUUUUUU